Messenger RNA from Sciurus carolinensis (gray squirrel), 5992 nucleotides. RefSeq names its product TSC complex subunit 2 (gene Tsc2). NCBI's taxonomy places the organism in Eukaryota, Metazoa, Chordata, Mammalia, Rodentia, Sciuridae. The coding region runs from base 130 to 5565 and encodes 1811 amino acids. Gene Ontology annotation, biological process: negative regulation of Wnt signaling pathway; negative regulation of phosphatidylinositol 3-kinase/protein kinase B signal transduction; regulation of small GTPase mediated signal transduction. Gene Ontology annotation, cellular component: nucleus; cytoplasm; TSC1-TSC2 complex. The transcript is spliced from 42 exons. The record is from RefSeq and is a predicted model, not a curated record. Gene Ontology annotation, molecular function: GTPase activator activity.
GCCCCCGGAAGUACAGGUCGCGCUUCCGGCGGCGGCUCGGGGGGCCGGGGGUGUGCACCUUGUCCGCCGCGGGCGGUCCCGCGAGCGAGAGGCGCGCGGGAGGAGUCAUCUCGUGCGCCCCUGCCCACCAUGGCCAAGCCGGCAAGCAAAGAUUCAGGCUUGAAGGAAAAGUUCAAGAUUCUGUUGGGACUGGGAACACCACGGCCAAAUCCUAGAUCCGCAGAAGGCAAACAGACGGAGUUUAUCAUCACAGCGGAAAUCCUGAGAGAACUGAGUGUUGAAUGUGGCCUCAACAAUCGCAUCCGGGUGAUAGGGCAGAUCUGUGAAGUUGCAAAAACUAAGAAAUUUGAAGAGCAUGCAGUGGAAGCACUCUGGAAGACUGUUGCAGACCUGCUGCAGCCAGAGCGGCCACCAGAGGCUCGACAUGCAGUGCUGGCUCUGCUGAAGGCCAUUGUGCAGGGGCAGGGUGACCGCUUGGGGGUCCUCAGAGCCCUCUUCUUUAGGGUUAUCAAGGAUUACCCCUCCAAUGAAGACCUCCAUGAAAGGCUGGAAGUUUUCAAGGCCCUUACGGACAAUGGGAGACACAUCACCUACUUGGAAGAAGAACUAGCGGAGUUUGUCCUGCAGUGGAUGGAUGUUGGCUUAACCUCAGAAUUCCUUCUGGUGCUUGUGAACUUGGUCAAAUUCAACAGCUGCUACCUCGAUGAAUAUAUUGCAUCAAUGGUUCACAUGAUCUGUCUGCUCUGCAUCCGUACUGUGUCUUCUGUGGACAUAGAGGUCUCCCUGCAGGUGCUGGAUGCAGUGGUCUGCUACAACUGCCUGCCAGCCGAGAGCCUCCCCUUGUUCAUCGUCACUCUCUGUCGUACUAUCAAUGUCAAGGAGCUCUGUGAGCCUUGUUGGAAGCUGAUGCGUAACCUCCUGGGCACCCACCUGGGCCACAGUGCCAUCUACAACAUGUGCCGCAUCAUGGAAGACAGAGCGUACAUGGAAGAUGCCCCACUGCUGCGAGGAGCUGUGUUCUUUGUGGGCAUGGCUCUCUGGGGAGCCCACCGACUCUAUUCUCUCAAGAACUCCCCAACAUCCGUGUUGCCAUCUUUUUAUGAGGCCAUGACCUGUCCCAAUGAGGUAGUGUCCUAUGAGAUCGUGCUGUCCAUAACCAGACUCAUCAAGAAGUACAGGAAGGAGCUCCAGGCUGUGACAUGGGAUAUUCUGCUGAAUAUCAUUGAACGGCUGCUUCUGCAGCUCCAGAGCUUGGACAGCCCAGAGCUCAGGACCAUCGUCCACGACCUGCUGACCACCGUGGAGGAGCUGUGUGACCAGAAUGAGUUCCAUGGCUCACAGGAGAGAUACUUCCAGCUGGUAGAGAGCUGUGCAGACCAGAGGCCCGAGUCCUCCCUCUUAAACCUGAUAUCCUACCGAGCUCAGUCCAUUCACCCAGCAAAGGAUGGUUGGAUCCAGAAUCUGCAACUACUGAUGGAGAGGUUCUUCAGGAAUGAACCCCGCAGUGCCGUGCGCAUCAAGGUGCUGGAUGUGCUGUCCUUUGUGCUGCUCAUCAACAGGCAGUUCUAUGAGGAGGAGCUGAUUAACUCGGUGGUCAUCUCCCAACUCUCGCACAUCCCUGAGGAUAAAGACCAUCAAGUCCGAAAGCUGGCCACCCAGCUGUUGGUGGACCUGGCGGAAGGCUGCCACACCCAUCACUUCAACAGCCUGCUGGAUAUUGUUGAAAAAGUGAUGGCCCGCUCCCUUUCUCUGCCUCCUGAGCUGGAAGAAAGGGAUGUGGCUGCCUACUCAGCCUCCCUGGAGGAUGUGAAGACUGCAGUCCUGGGGCUUCUGGUCAUCCUUCAGACCAAGCUGUACACCUUGCCUGCCAGCCAUGCCAUGCGUGUGUACGAGACACUUGUCAACCACAUUCAGCUCCACUACAAGCAUGGCUAUUCCCUGCCCAUUGCCAGCAGCAUCCGGCUGCAGGCUUUCGACUUCCUGCUGCUGCUGCGUGCUGACUCACUGCACCGUCUUGGGCUGCCCAACAAGGAUGGGGUCGUGAGGUUUAGCCCCUACUGCCUUUGUGACUGCGCGGAGCCAGAGCGGGGCUCUGAGAAGAAGGCCAGUGGCCCCCUUUCACCUCCCACAGGGACACCUGGCCCUGUGCCCUCUGGUCCUACCGUGCGGCUUGGCCACCUGCCCUACUCCCUGCUCUUCCGUGUCCUGCUGCAGUGUUUGAAGCAGGAGACUGACUGGAAGGUGCUAAAGCUGGUCCUCAGCAAGCUGCCUGAGUCACUGCGCUACAAGGUCCUCAUCUUCACCUCCCCGUGCAGUGUCGACCAGUUGUCAUCUGCCCUCUGCUCCAUGCUCUCAGGUCCCAAGACUCUCGAGCGGCUCCGAGGCACCCCAGAAGGCUUCUCCAGAACCGACCUGCACUUGGCUGUGGUCCCAGUGCUGACAGCGCUGGUCUCUUACCACAACUACUUGGACAAAACCAAGCAGCGUGAGAUGGUUUACUGCUUGGAGCAAGGUCUCAUUUACCGCUGUGCUAGCCAGUGUGUGGUGGCCCUAGCCAUCUGCAGUGUGGAGAUGCCUGACAUCAUCAUCAAGGCGCUGCCUGUCCUGGUGGUGAAGCUGACACACAUCUCUGCCACAGCCAGCAUGGCCGUCCCGCUCCUGGAGUUCCUGUCCACUCUGGCCAGGCUGCCCCACCUCUACAGAAACUUUGCUGCAGAACAGUAUGCAAGUGUGUUUGCCAUCUCCCUGCCGUACACCAACCCCUCCAAGUUCAACCAGUACAUUGUGUGCCUGGCCCACCAUGUUAUCGCCAUGUGGUUCAUUAGGUGUCGCCUGCCCUUCCGGAAGGAUUUUGUCCCUUACAUCACUAAGGGCCUGCGCUCUAACGUCCUCUUGUCUUUUGAUGACACCCCUGAGAAGGACAGCUUCAGAGCACGGAGCACCAGUCUCAAUGAGAGGCCCAAAAGUUUGAGGAUAGCCAGAGCCCCCAAACAAGGCUCGAAUAACUCCCCACCUGUGAAAGAACUCAAGGAGAGCUCUGCAGCCGAGGCCUUCCGGUGCCGCAGCGUCAGUGUGUCUGAUCAUGUGGUCCGCAGCAGGAUACAGACAUCCCUCACCAGUGCCAGCCUGGGGUCUGCAGAUGAGAACUCCGUGGCCCAGGCUGACGACAACCUGAGAAAUCUCCACCUGGAGCUCACAGAGACGUGCCUGGAUAUGAUGGCCCGAUACGUGUUCUCCAACUUCACUGCUGUACCUAAGAGGUCUCCUGUGGGAGAAUUUCUCCUGGCAGGCGGCAGGACCAAAACCUGGCUGGUUGGGAACAAGCUUGUCACAGUGACGACCAGUGUUGGAGCUGGGACCCGCUCAUUGCUGGGUCUGGACUCUGGGGAUCUUCAGGGCAGUCCAGAGUCAAGCUCCAACCCUGGCCUGCACGUGAGACAGACCAAGGAGGCGCCUGCUAAGCUGGAGUCCCAGGCUGGGCAGCAGGUGUCUCGCGGGGCGCGGGAUCGGGUCCGCUCCAUGUCGGGGGGCCAUGGCCUUCGAGUUGGUGCCCUAGACCCACCAGCCUCCCACAUCCCAGGAGGCCCCACUUCUGUGGGACCACAGAAUAUACCAGCCACAAAGCCGGAAGAGACCUCUGUGGGUGCCCAGGUGCCAGCAUCGGAGAAGACGAACCUGGCAGCCUACGUACCUCUGCUGACCCAGGGCUGGGCUGAGAUCCUGGUGCGGAGGCCCACAGGGAACACCAGCUGGCUGAUGAGCCUGGAGAACCCACUCAGUCCCUUCUCCUCGGAUAUCAACAACAUGCCCCUGCAGGAGCUGUCCAAUGCCCUCAUGGCAGCCGAGCGCUUCAAGGAGCACCGGGACACGGCUCUGUACAAGUCGCUGUCAGUGCCGGCGGCCGGCACCGCCAGGCCCCCUCCUCUCCCACGCUCCAACACAGUGGCCUCUUUCUCCUCCCUCUACCAGUCCAGCUGCCAAGGACAGCUGCACAGGAGCAUUUCCUGGGCAGACUCUGCUGUGGUUCUGGAGGAGGGAAAUCCAGGCGAGGCCCAUGUGCCAGGGGAGCCCCCGGAGCUGGAGGACUUCGAGGCAGUGCUGGGUGCAGACAGGCGCUGCCGGCGCCCCGAGGCUUACAGCAGGUCGUCCUCGGCCUCCAGCCAGGAGGAGAAGUCUCACAGCGAGGAGCUGGCUGCGGGGGGCAUCCCGAUAGAGCGGGCUGUCUCCUCGGAGGGCGGCCGGCCCUCUAUGGACCCCUCCUUCCAGCCCUCACAGCCCCUGAGCAAGUCCAGCUCCUCACCCGAGCUGCAAACCCUGCAGGACAUCCUUGGGGACCCUGGGGACAAGGCUGAUGCUGGCCACCUGAGUCCUGAGGCCAAGGCCCGAUCCCAGUCUGGGAUCCUGGAUGGGGAAGGUGUGGCCUGGGCAGCACCAGGCGAAGAGGCCCGGGGCCCCGCCCCACCCGAGGGCCCCUUGCCGUCCAGCUCCCCCCGCUCCCCCAGUGGCCUCCGGCCCCGAGGCUACACCAUCUCCGAUUCAGCCCCAUCUCGCAGGGGCAAGAGGGUGGAGAGGGACACUUUCAAGAGCAGAGCUGCAGCCUCCAGUGCUGAGAAGGUGCCAGGCAUCAACCCCAGCUUCGUGUUCCUGCAGCUCUACCACUCACCGUUCUUUGGUGAUGAAUCCAACAAGCCCAUCCUCUUGCCCAAUGAGUCCUUCGAGCGGUCAGUGCAGCUCCUUGACCAGAUCCCUUCAUAUGACACGCACAAGAUCGCCGUCCUGUAUGUGGGUGAAGGCCAGAGCAGCAGCGAGCUGGCCAUCCUCUCCAAUGAGCAUGGCUCCUACAGGUACACGGAGUUCCUGACCGGGCUGGGCAGGCUCAUCGAGCUCAAGGACUGCCAGCCUGACAAGGUGUACCUGGGUGGCCUGGACGUGUGUGGUGAGGACGGCCAGUUCACCUACUGCUGGCAUGACGACAUCAUGCAAGCUGUCUUCCACAUCGCCACGCUGAUGCCCACCAAGGAUGUGGACAAGCACCGCUGUGACAAGAAGCGGCACCUGGGCAAUGACUUCGUUUCCAUCAUCUACAACGACUCUGGAGAGGACUUCAGGCUGGGCACCAUCAAGGGCCAGUUCAACUUCGUCCAUGUGAUCAUCACGCCCCUGGACUACGAGUGCAACCUGCUGUCCCUGCAGUGCAGGAAAGACAUGGAGGGCCUGGUGGACACCAGCGUGGCCAAGAUCGUGUCUGACCGCAACCUGCCUUUUGUGGCUCGCCAGAUGGCCCUGCAUGCCAACAUGGCCUCGCAGGUGCACCAUAGUCGCUCCAACCCCACGGACAUCUACCCCUCCAAGUGGAUCGCCCGGCUCCGCCACAUCAAACGGCUCCGCCACCGGAUCCGCGAGGAAGCCCACUACUCAAACCCCAGCCUGCCUCUGCUGCAGGUGCAGCCCACGGCCCACACCAGAGCCCAGACCCGGGCCUCCGCUGAGCCCACAGCCACCUGUGAGGCAGGCCAGCGGAAGCGCCUCAUCUCCUCCGUGGAUGACUUCACCGAGUUUGUGUGAGGCCAGCUCCUCCCUGUCCCCCCCGAGGAUGAUGGACAGUAGUCUGUGUACACGAAAUAAACUGGCCCUGUGCCCCCAGCACUCAGACACAGGUGCAGGUAGCAGUCAGACAGCUCCUUUAUUUGACUUUGUCUGUUUUGUGGGGUUGGGGGCAGGAUUGAGGCGAUGCCUGUGGCCAUGGCCACUGAAGCGGGCAUGCCCACCUCAGCGGUGCCCGGUGUCACGCCCAGGCCUCCACCUCACACUGUCACAUGUCACCUCCCCAGCCCCGGGAGCCAGCCCCCAGGAGGGGCCCUCCCCUGCCUGCCUGUCGCCCUUGCCGAGACCCCACACCAGCAGGCCCGGGUGCUGCCUUCCACCAGGCCCCAGGCAGGGGAGGAAAGCCAAGGGCGUGGUGCUGACCAGCACUUGCCCAAGGCCAGACUUA